AUGUCCGAAUUCGAGGCAAAAGAAACAUAUGACAUAGUAGACUUAGAGAAGAAUUUCCCGAGCACACAAACGUCAGAAAAGGUAUUCACAGAGAAUGGAAGUUUAUCCGUUGAAGAACAAUUUUCGGUUGACAAUACUAAAGCUGCUAAAUUAGUGAUAUUCAGUAAUCUAAUAAAUCGACUAAAUGCGGAAACGAACGGUAUCGACCCAAUAUCUGAUGAAGACAAAACUGAGGGAUCUGUUCUAAAUGCAACAACUAUGUGGUUCUCCGCUAAUUUAGUACUUUCGGCAUAUGCUGUUGGUGCUUUGGGCCCCCUAGCUUUUGGCCUGAAUUUCGGGACAUCAGUUCUGACAGUCGUUUUCUUUAACAUUUUAGGAGUAUUACCUGUUGCAUUCUUUUCACUUUUUGGUCCAGAAUUAGGUCUAAGGCAGAUGAUUUUAUCGAGAUUUUUAACGGGUAAUAUUACAGGAAGAAUUUUCUCGUUAUUUAAUUGUGUCGCUUGUGUUGGGUGGUGUGUUUUAAACACAAUUGUUGCAGCACAGUUGCUAAAUAUGGUCAAUGAAGGUGGACAUCAAUUACCACUAUGGGCAGGCUGUCUUGUCAUCAUUUCAGGUACGGUUCUAGUUACAUUUUUCGGUUUUAAAAUUAUUCAUGCUUAUGAAAAAUGGUCAUGGGUACCCAACUUUGCUGUUUUCCUAAUUAUUAUUGCGCGUUUGAAAAUGUCAGGUAAAUUUUCUGGUGGUGAAUGGACUUCUGGCUCAACUACAGCUGGUAACGUCUUAUCAUUUGGUUGUGCAGCUUUUGGUUAUGCUGCUGCUUGGGCGACAUACGCGGCGGAUUAUACUGUUUAUAUGCCAAGAGAUAGUAAUAAAUUCAAAAUCUUCUUUUCCCUAGUAGCGGGGUUAAUUUUCCCAUUAUGCUUUACUAUGAUAUUGGGUGCAGCAUGUGCAAUGGGUGCUGUCAAUGAUCCGGUCUGGAAACAAUAUUACGAUACAAAUGCAAUGGGUGGUUUAACAUACGCAAUUUUGGUUCCAAAUUCAUUACACGGGUUUGGAGAUUUUUGUUGUGUAUUAUUAGCCUUAUCCACCAUCGCUAACAACAUUCCAAACAUGUAUACCAUUGCAUUGUCCGUCCAAGCUUUUUGGGAGCCAUUGGCUAAAAUUCCAAGAGCAUUAUGGAGUGUGGCAGGUAAUGCUACAGCAUUGGGUAUUGCCAUUCCAGCAUGUUAUUACUUCGAAUCUUUCCUAGAAAAGUUUAUGAAUACAAUUGCUUAUUAUGCAGCAAUAUAUAUUUGUUUAUCCUGCGCCGAACAUUUCGUCUUUAGACGUAGCAUCAAAGCAUAUAAUGUGGAAGACUGGAAUGAUCCAUCAAAAUUACCCGUAGGGAUAGCAGGGUGUGCCGGGUUGAUUGUUGGUGCAUUUGGUGUAGCCUUAGGAAUGUGCCAAUCUUAUUGGGUCGGUGAAAUUGCACGGCUGAUCGGAAAAUCAGGUGGGGAUAUUGGAUUUGAAUUGGGUGGGGGAUGGGCGUUCAUUACUUACGUUGUCGUUAGAUUUUUGGAACUCAAGUAUAUUGGGCGUUAA
This is a messenger RNA of Naumovozyma dairenensis CBS 421, 1581 nucleotides long. RefSeq names its product cytosine permease. The record is from RefSeq and is a predicted model, not a curated record. Gene Ontology annotation, molecular function: nucleobase transmembrane transporter activity. Gene Ontology annotation, cellular component: fungal-type vacuole membrane; plasma membrane. The transcript has a single exon. Lineage: Eukaryota; Fungi; Ascomycota; Saccharomycetes; Saccharomycetales; Saccharomycetaceae. Gene Ontology annotation, biological process: transmembrane transport; cytosine transport. Bases 1 to 1581 code for a protein of 526 amino acids.